UAAAAUGAGUAUUGUGUGAGAUAUAUGACAUUGAAAUAUUGGGACUCGUUUAUAGAGAGGCACGCUGGGCUAUGGACGGAGUUUGGAAGGCGCUAAAUUGCUCUUCAACACAAAUCGUGACGCCGGUUUUCUGGUGACGCCCACAUGAGUUCUUGUCUGGUUGACUAAACGAGUCUUUAGUUAACCCAUGACGAUGUCAAGCAGCCUUUAAUUCAAAGAACGGCCCCGUGGCCACACGAGGUCUUCUGAUAAAAAAUCGUGUUACACCGCCACCGUCUGUGCAGCUACCGCAUGAAAUGUUUACUUUCAACCAUCUUGAAAUUGGUCAAGUCCUCAAGCACAGGUGCUUGGGACUUGAAAAGACAGCACACGGGAGGAGAUUCCCGACGCGACAAUGUAUUUACAGAGCAAUGUUACAACCCAACAAGAUCUCCCCAACUUCAAGAAACAUUAAGGACCACCGGAAGUCAAUAAAAUGUGCUGACAAAAAACAAAUAUCACCACCAUCGAAUCCUCCUCAGUUGACCGAAUUUGGUUUAAUAUGUCAAAAGAUCAGCUACCCACAAAACCAGAUGCACCAAGAAGGCAUUUCGAAACCUAUCCAGGCAUACAAAACAACCAUCAAGAACAAAAUCUUCACUUUCAAUUUACCAAGUAUGACAUAUGAAAGUAUACUUAGAGAUAACAGACGCUAUUUGACACCGUAUGAACAAAUUGAAAUUAAAGAAUACAGAAAAGUCUGGUACGUAGGAAAAAAGGAUAGUAAAAUUCGGGCGCAAACCACUUCUGAGGAGGCCAAGUCAUUUGAUGAUGACCAAGGAUUCUACAAAUCAAGGAUUGGCGAUCACCUGGCUUACCGCUUUGAAAUAUUGAGGGUGAUAGGAUCAGGAUUUGCUGGAAAAGUCCUAAAGUGCAAGGACCACAAGACAACAAUGCUGGUGGCAGUCAAGGUCUUUCGAAACACAACCGAGGGUCAUGGGUUCGCAGAGGCAGAAUUAAAAGUCUUGAAAACCCUGCAAAAGUUAGACAAGAGCAACAAAGCCAAUAUCGUUCACAUGAAGGAAUACUUUUACUUCCGCAGCCAUUUGUGCAUCAUGUUUGACCUUUUUGAAAAGGACCUCUUUAAAGCCUUAAUGCAGAGCAAGAUGCGACGACUCCACGACGGGGACAUUAGAAAAUAUGCCACAGAUGUGCUUAAGUGUCUUCAAAUACUCAAAGGCAUGAAGAUUGUUCAUGGUGACCUGAAACCGGAAAACAUUCUAUUAGACAAGGAAAACAAUGCUGCAGUGAGCGAUUUUGGAGGCUGCAUAUUUUUGAAAGACAAUGAUAGACCAACGAUUUACACUCUACCGUACAUGUCUCCAGAGCUGCUCCUCGGCAAAAUUUCGACGCCAGCAACUGAUAUGUGGAGCCUGGGCUGUAUGUUGGCCGAACUCGACAGAGGCUAUGCUCUCUUUGGUGGCCAUACCAAAGCGGACAUGUUCUACUCGAUCACAAGAGUGCUUGGCCUCCCACCAACGGAAAUGCAGGUUGAAGCGAAUGAAAAAAAGUUCCGCAUUGGUAGCCCAGACAUUGAAUCGACAAAACAGCAAAAAAACACACUGGCCGUGAGGAUAAGAUCAAGCAAUCCAAAGUUUCUGGAGUUCAUUUCAUACUGUUUAGAAUAUGAUACAAAGAAACGCCUAACGCCAGAACAAGCUUUGCGUCAUCCAUGGAUCCUAAACACAGAUGCACCCAAACCAAUGAAGACAACGAUUAAAAUGAGUGUGAAAGCAGCCAAAACCAGCUUGCUAAAGAGAGAUAAAAUUGCACCACCACUGUUACAGCCAUUGGUACCACAGAAAUAGUGACAUUUGACCUCUUGGACACUGGCAUUGUACGUCUAUAUAUGAAAACACAUGCAUGUAUGCAAACAUUUAGUGAAUCGCAACAGCAAAGUUGGCUGAGUCAGUUGUACAGUUGAGAGAGAAAGCAAUGGCAAGCGGCCGAAGCCCCCCCCCCACUACCAG
Molecule: messenger RNA, 2009 nt
Organism: Hippocampus zosterae (dwarf seahorse)
Lineage: Eukaryota; Metazoa; Chordata; Actinopteri; Syngnathiformes; Syngnathidae
Product: dual specificity tyrosine-phosphorylation-regulated kinase 4-like
Exons: 13
Coding region: 297-1847 (516 amino acids)
Biological process (GO): peptidyl-threonine phosphorylation; peptidyl-serine phosphorylation
Cellular component (GO): nucleus
Molecular function (GO): protein serine/threonine kinase activity; protein serine/threonine/tyrosine kinase activity; ATP binding
Source: RefSeq, a predicted model, not a curated record